GCCUCCGGCGCGGGUCUACGCAGACACGGAAGGCCAACGGCGCUAGGCUGCGAGGCGGAUCGAGUCAACGCGGCGGGGGAGGACAUCCGCGGGCGCCGCUUCCUAGCGUCGGGGUCCUUCGAGGAGCUCUCCCGGGCUCCCGGGGUACGGGGCAGCACGUAGCUGUCGUCUUAGCGCAGGGCAGACAGGCAGUACCGAGCUGGUGGGCGCAACGGGAAGAGCUCCACGCGUGCGAUACAUCCGGAGUCGGAGGCCGCGCGAAGCGCUCUGGGGCUUGUAGUUCUGAAGAUGGAGCGUGCUGCGCCGCUCGCCGCGCCCCUGGGUCAGGCAGAAGUGUUUCAGGCCCUACAGCGGCUGCACAUGACCGUCUUCUCCCAGAGCGUCUCGCCUUGUGGGAAGUUUCUGGCUGCUGGCAACAAUUACGGACAGAUUGCCAUCUUCAGCUUGUCUGCCGCUUUGAGUUCAGAAGCCAAAGAAGAAAGUAAGAAACCCGUGGUGACCUUCCAAGCCCAUGAUGGGCCUGUCUACAGCAUGGUCUCCACGGAUCGCCAUCUGCUCAGUGCUGGGGACGGGGAGGUGAAAGGCUGGCUGUGGGCAGAGGUCCUGAAGAAGGGCUGCAAGGAACUGUGGCGCCGUCAGCCCCCAUACAGGACCAGCUUGGAAGUGCCCGAGAUCAAUGCCUUGCUGCUCAUCCCUAAGGAGAAUGCCCUUGUUCUGGCUGGGGGAGACUGUCAGCUGCACUCCAUGGAUUUGGAAACGGGGACCUUCACGCGGGCCCUCAAGGGCCACACAGACUACAUCCAUUGCCUGGCACUUCGGGAACGCAGCCCCGAGGUGCUGUCAGGUGGCGAGGACGGGACUGUGCGGCUCUGGGAUCUCCGCACAGCCAAAGAGGUCCAGACCAUCGAAGUCUAUAAGCAUGAGGAAUGCUCAAGGCCCCACAAUGGGCGCUGGAUUGGAUGCUUGGCCACUGACUCAGACUGGAUGGUCUGUGGAGGGGGCCCAGCCCUCACCCUCUGGCACCUCCGGUCCUCCACACCCACCACUGUCUUCCCCAUGCGGGCACCACAGAAGCAUGUCACCUUCUAUCAGGACCUGAUUCUGUCAGCUGGCCAGGGCUGCUGUGUCAACCAGUGGCAGCUGAGUGGGGAGCUCAAGGCCCAAGUGCCUGGCUCUUCUCCAGGCCUGCUCAGCCUCAGCCUCAAUCAGCAGCCCGCAGCCCCGGAAUGCAAGGUCCUGACUGCUGCUGGCAACAGCUGCCGGGUAGAUGUCUUCACCAAUUUGGGCUAUCGAGCCUUUUCUCUGUCCUUCUGAUGUUCAACAUUGGACUUCUCAAGGUUUAGAAGUACUUGUUUUUCUUUUUUACAUUUUUUUUUUCUUAAAAACAUUUUUUUAUUAUUUCAUUUUGUGACAGUAUUUCACACUGUAGCCCAGGCUGGCCUGGAACUCCCUGUGCCACCUACCUUGACCUCCAACUUUAAGCAGUCCCGCCUCAACUGACUGACUGCUGAGAUUACAGGUGUGAGCGACCAUGUCCAGCUUCUAUUGUUUGUUUUUUAAAUAAAGUUUCAGGUUUUUCUGAUACAUACUUCCAAGAAUGGA
Molecule: messenger RNA, 1602 nt
Organism: Jaculus jaculus (lesser Egyptian jerboa)
Lineage: Eukaryota; Metazoa; Chordata; Mammalia; Rodentia; Dipodidae
Gene: Thoc6
Product: THO complex 6
Exons: 13
Coding region: 289-1314 (341 amino acids)
Biological process (GO): mRNA export from nucleus
Cellular component (GO): THO complex; transcription export complex
Molecular function (GO): protein binding
Source: RefSeq, a predicted model, not a curated record